Molecule: messenger RNA, 476 nt
Organism: Boeremia exigua
Lineage: Eukaryota; Fungi; Ascomycota; Dothideomycetes; Pleosporales; Didymellaceae
Product: ubiquitin-related modifier 1
Exons: 3
Coding region: 32-352 (106 amino acids)
Biological process (GO): tRNA thio-modification; protein urmylation
Cellular component (GO): cytoplasm; nucleus
Molecular function (GO): protein tag activity
Source: RefSeq, a predicted model, not a curated record
GUCAACGAGAUCUCAAGACGCUACAUCGAGGAUGGAGAACGAUACCUUGCUCAUAAACGUCGAGUUCAGCGGGGGUCUCGAGUUGCUCUUUGCAAACCAGAAGAAGUAUGCUCUGUCGAUACCAAGCAAGGAUGACUCCGGCGCGCCUUCGAAUGUAGCCCACUUGGUGAGAUAUCUUUGCGACAAGGUCAUGAAGGAUCCACGGAAAGACAUGUUCGUACUUGACGAUGCUGUCCGCCCUGGUAUCUUGGUCCUCAUCAACGAGGCAGAUUGGGAACUAGAAGGAGAAGACCAGUACGAGUUGCAGAGGGGCGACCACAUCAUGUUUGUAUCUACCCUGCAUGGAGGAUAGCAACUGCACUAGGUCAUUCACAAACCGAGAAAUACUUAGACGAAGAAAAGUAUGAUUUCUGAUGAACUGUCAAUUAUAUGUGCCUCGACGUUGAUAUCGACAGGCCAAUCGUAAUAAAGAAAAG